Zea mays is the source of this 1230-nucleotide messenger RNA. RefSeq lists its product as uncharacterized. NCBI's taxonomy places the organism in Eukaryota, Viridiplantae, Streptophyta, Magnoliopsida, Poales, Poaceae. The record is from RefSeq and is marked validated. Gene Ontology annotation, cellular component: membrane. Gene Ontology annotation, biological process: ceramide metabolic process. Gene Ontology annotation, molecular function: hydrolase activity, acting on carbon-nitrogen (but not peptide) bonds, in linear amides.
AGAACUCCAAAUUCCACGCCGAUCCGCCCCCACCACUACUCCACCGCGCGCCUCCCCUCCCGAAUCCCGAUCCAUCUCCAUCCAGCCGCCGCCGGCAUCCGCGAGAGGCCAUGGACGUGAGCAGGAAGAAGAAGUGGGUGGCCUGGGCGGUGGCGGCCGCCAUCUUCGUCGUCCUCAUGCUCGUCACGCCCGCCAUCCCGCAGGACGAAGCCUACCACGACUUCGCGGACCAGCGCACCCUUUUCUUAGGGAUUCCCAACACCUUGAAUGUGAUCUCAAACAUCCCUUUCUUCUUUGUUGGCGUCACGGGGCUCAUCCUGUGCCACUUCAACAACUAUUUCAGGCUAAGCUCGCAGGGGGAGCUCUGGAGUUGGACGCUGUUCUUUGCUGGUGUCACGGCUGUUGGAUUUGGUUCUUCCUAUUAUCAUCUCAACCCGAAUGACGCCACCCUAGUUUGGGACAGACUGCCAAUGACGAUUGCUUUCACUUCUGUCAUGGCUAUAUUCAUUAUUGAAAGGGUUGAUGAUAGAGCAGGGGCAAAAUCCCUUGCACCACUUGUGAUUGCGGGUGCCUUGAGCAUCAUGUAUUGGAGACACUUUGAUGAUCUUCGCCCGUACGCAGUAGUUCAGUUUGUUCCAUGCAUUGCUUUACCUGUGAUGGCUAUAGUAAUUCCACCGAUGUAUACACAUUCAAGCUACUGGUUGUGGGCAGCAGGAUUUUACCUCCUUGCUAAAGUGGAAGAGGCUGCUGACAAAACUAUCUACAAUUGGACUCAUCAGAUUGUUAGUGGUCAUACUCUUAAGCAUCUAUGUGCUGCGAUGGUACCGGUUUUCCUGGCUCUCAUGCUAGCUAAAAGGACUACCGAACCAGAAAGGAUAAGCUUGCUCCAGAAGUGGAAGACCAGUUGGGUUGCGGUGAGAGAGAGGCGUUUCAAAGAUAGCAGUACAGUUGAUGUGGAUUGCGGCUACGCUGUUGUUUCAAGUAUAUCUGAACAGUAAAUUGUCAUGCAUCUAAUUAACAUGCACGUUGUUUCAAGUAUUAGCAUGCAUGCUGCGCAUGUGUAUGAGAGAAGAUCCCUGUGAAGUAUUAAGAAACCAACCUACCUAGUUGAGUUUGCUGGUCGGAGUUAGCUGUGCCUGUGGGUGACAUAUCUUGUACAUAGCAGAAAGCAAUACAAGUAACGGAAGCAUGUAUUACAAGAUUUGCGUAUAUCAUUUCAAUUUUUUUCCU